This is a messenger RNA of Taeniopygia guttata (zebra finch), 3214 nucleotides long. It is a transcript of the gene CHST2, whose product is annotated as carbohydrate sulfotransferase 2. Lineage: Eukaryota; Metazoa; Chordata; Aves; Passeriformes; Estrildidae. Gene Ontology annotation, biological process: N-acetylglucosamine metabolic process; carbohydrate metabolic process; sulfur compound metabolic process. The record is from RefSeq and is a predicted model, not a curated record. Gene Ontology annotation, cellular component: Golgi membrane. Gene Ontology annotation, molecular function: N-acetylglucosamine 6-O-sulfotransferase activity.
CGGGGGGCCGGCCGGGACACGGCGCCGGGGGCGGCGCGCCCUGCUGCCCGCCGCGGGCCCCGGGGCGCCGGGGCGCUGAGCAACAGUUGGCCCCGCCGCCGCCCAGCAUGAAAGUGUGCCGGCGGAAGGCGCUGGCGCUGUGCCUGGGCUACGCGCUGCUGCUGCUGCUCGCCGCGCUCAACCUGCUGGAGUACAAGUGGCGGCGGGAGCCGCGGCGCUGCGGGGAGCCCCCGGCAGCCCCCCGCCACCACCCCCCGCCGCCGCCGCCACCGGCCGGGAGCCGCGGCCCGGCGGGCGCCCGGCGGCAGCUGGUCUAUGUCUUCACCACCUGGCGCUCGGGCUCGUCCUUCUUCGGGGAGCUCUUCAACCAGAACCCCGAGGUCUUUUUCCUCUACGAGCCGGUGUGGCACGUCUGGCAGAAGCUGUACCCCGGUGACGCCGUCUCGCUGCAAGGGGCGGCCCGCGACAUGCUGAGCUCCCUGUACCGAUGCGACCUCUCCGUCUUCCAGCUCUACAGCACGGCGGGCGCCGGCAAGAACCUCACCACGCUCGGCAUCUUCGGGGCGGCCACCAACAAGGUCAUCUGCUCCUCGCCCCUCUGCCCGGCCUAUCGCAAGGAGGUGGUGGGGAUGGUGGACGACCGGGUGUGCAAAAAGUGUCCCCCGCAGCGCCUCAGCCGCUUCCAGGAGGAGUGCCACAAGUACCACACGCUGGUCAUCAAGGGCGUGCGUGUCUUUGACCUGGCCGUCCUGGCCCCGCUCAUGCGGGACCCGACCCUGGACCUCAAAGUCAUCCAUCUGGUGCGGGACCCCCGCGCCGUCGCCAGCUCCCGCAUCAAGUCCCGGCACGGCCUCAUCCGGGAGAGCCUCCAGGUGGUGAGGAGCCGGGACCCCCACAUCCACCGCAUGCCCUUCCUUGAUGCUGGCCACAAGCUGGGCGGGAAGAAGGAGGGGGCGGGCGGCUCGGACUACCAUGCCCUGGGUGCCAUGGAGGUCAUCUGCAGCAGCAUGGCCAAGACCCUGCAGACUGCUCUGCACCCCCCUGACUGGCUCCAGGGCAAUUACAUGGCCGUGCGCUACGAGGACCUGGUGGUGGAGCCCAUCAAGACCCUGCGGCAGGUGUACGGCUUUGUGAACCUGGCAGUCAGCCCGGAGAUGGAGAAGUUCGCCCUCAACAUGACCAGUGGCCCCGGCUACUCCUCCAAGCCGUUCGUGGUGUCGGCCCGGAACGCCACCCAGGCGCUGAGUGCCUGGAGGACUGCGCUCAGCUACCAGCAGAUCAAGCAGGUCGAGGAGUACUGCCAGCAGCCCAUGGCCCUGCUGGGCUACGAGCGGGUGGGCAGCCCCGAGGAGGUGAAGGACCUCAGCAGAACGUUGCUCAGGAAGCCGCGGCUGUGACGGGGCAGCGGCGCCCGGGGGUGGCGGAGCCGGGCGGAGGAGCCGCUCCGGCUGCCCCGAGUGAGGGAGGGAGCCGGGAAAAGCAACCUGGUCUCCGACUUCCUCCAAAGACUGCUGAAGGGUAACAUACAGUAAUGUGAUUAAUUUUUUUUUUUUACCCACCCCCUUUGCAUUGAGUUAGAUGCGAUUUAAAAACCAAAAUCAAGUGGAACUGAAAAUAUGUGUAAAGCCCCCCCCUUCCUCCUCUCUAAAACACCAGGCAUUUAUUCUGUACCAAUAUCGUGUUCAUGAAGUUCUUGUGGGUUUGAAGAUGGUAACAAAAACUCUUGCACAAUUCCUAACACAUCUUUUAUCUCCCUUGGUGCGGAGGGGAUGCCCUUGGAAAACAUAAUGCUGAAAAUCAGACUUUUGUAUGAAAGCAAAUGUUCAGACAUGAUAGUAAUAAAAGAAAAUAAUAAAUGAUAUUCAUUUUUAUAAUUACCUCAAUUGUUUGGGAAAUACAGUGUUGCUUAUGUACAGCUAGAGGGGAUGCUUGCUUAAAAUAACAACGUGGACUUCUUAAAGGGUAUGGGCGGAGGGCUGGAGUGCAACAUUUGAUGCAUUCAAAGAUCAGGAGCUGCUCUUGCAGAAGCAAAUACAGAUCUUGCAAGUGUAGUACAGGUUAUAUGGCUGUGUCAAAGCAGGUUUCUAUUUAACUAUUGUCUUUUCUGUUGUAUUUAAAAGUCUUUCAAGUGCCACUGUAUUAGUGUCCUAAGAGUUUUAAAACGUUUGCCAUCGCAGCAGUAUUUAUUUUUGUCUUGACAUGUGUGUCCAGGAGUCACUGUCAAGUAGAAGUGGAUCUACAGCGUGACAAGAAAUGCAGGAUUUAAAAAGACAUUUAUCAUACUGGAAUCAUUAGCAUGUGUGACAACAAAAAUAAAAUUACAUAUAUUAUAUAUAUUCUAUAGUGCUAACAAAACAUAAGAUGUAAGAUAUUUCUUGGCAUUGGUUGGUAACAGGCAGAGCAGGGAAGCAAAGAAAAAUGCAUAAAAUGAUUUAUUUUUUCCCUUUGUCUGUGUCCGAGGGUAUAUUUAUGUAUGAAGAGGGAGGAAAUGUACAGCUGUGUGUUCAUGGCUGUAAUAGAGCUUUUAUGGAGCCAGCCCAGCGUUUGAUUUCAGAGCGCUGGUUGGAGACUCAUUGCCUGUGAAUUGUCAUUGCUCUGUGAUGGAGCCAGAUGGUGGUCUGGCUCUUUCUGGGAGCUCUGCCUAGAGUCUGUCCCAUCGUUAAAACUUGAUGAUUAAAAAAAAAGGAAAGAGAUUUUACUACUUCUGCUUUUGUAAUUUCUUGGAAAAAGUCCUGAUUUAUUAAAGGUUAAGUGGUGUGUUGCAUAUGAAAAGUGCAGACACCCUAAGUAAUUUUUAAUCUUGGUGUUCUCUGCUGCUCUUUGAAGGCUCAUUUUGGAACUUGAGUUUUUAAACAAAUGUAGUUUUGCCAAACUCUUCUCUUAGGAGACUACAGACUUUUCUACAGGAAGUACAUUUUACAUUGCCUAUUUGGUGUUGUGCCUUCAGAAAAUGUGAAGAGUAUGAGUAGGAAAAAGGAGAUUGAUUUGUGAAAAUAAAUUAAUAUGAACAGGAUGCUGACACGUGUGUGUGUAUGUGUGGGUGUAUGUGUGAAAAUUUUAGUGAUGUGUAAUAUGUCUAUUUCUUGUAACUCAAGUUAAACAGCUGAUAACUGGCUACUAAGAUUUUUGAGUUCUUGAUGAAAUUUUGGCAUUAGAUGUUGAAUUUAUUCUGAAAAAGAAAAGCAUUUAAUAAACUAGUUAAAAGAUUAUUGCA